AUGGAACAACAACAACUAAUAACAAUGUUUUCUAUUGAAAAAUCUUUCUAUUUAAAUAAAUCUAUAAAAUCUCAUCCAAAACGUCGAUUUAUUGCUGAUAUUAUUCAUAAAUUAAAUGAUGAUGAAAAAAUGUCUGAUGAUAUAUUUGCAUUAACAAUGUAUAUAUUUGAUAGAUUUAUUUUAAAAUAUUCUUUAUCAAUAAAUGAUCAUGAUUGGCAAUUAAUUGCAUUAUCUUGUUAUAAUUUAGCUAAAAAACUUCGUACUAAUAUAUUAAUUAAUAAUGAAAAUGAACAAACAUCAUGGAUAUUUUCAAAUGAAAAUUACAGUGAUGAAGAAAUAUUUAAUACAGAACAACUUAUUGUCGAAACAUUAGAUUGGGAUUUAUCAAUUAUUGUUCCACAUGAUUAUAUUCCUUUAAUAUUUCAAUCUUUUCUAUUAAAUGAAACUGAUCAAGCUAAAAUUCGUUUACAUGUUCAAAUUCUUUUAUCAAUUGGAAUAUGUGAAUUAAAUACAUUAACAAUAUUACCAAGUAUCUUAUGUUGUGCUUGUAUAAAAGCAGCAAUAAAAGGUCUUUGUAUAAUAAAUAUUCAUCAAAUCGAUGAAUUAUUAUUAAAAAUAAUUCAUUGUAAUAAAUCUGAUCUUAUAAAUACACAACGUAUAAUUGAACACUUAUUUCAAUAUUGUGUACAAGAAAUAUUUCCAUCACCAAGACGUCGUUGUUUAGUACCAAUUGAUACAAACAAUAAGACAAAUCCAAGUCCACGUGUUAAAUGA
Messenger RNA from Rotaria sordida, 774 nucleotides. The record is from the annotation of a GenBank genome assembly. NCBI's taxonomy places the organism in Eukaryota, Metazoa, Rotifera, Eurotatoria, Philodinida, Philodinidae.